AUGGUCCACUACGCAUAUGUAAAAAACAUCAAUGACAACUCGACCUAUCGAUAUGUGAUCACCUUCGCCGACUACGCAAUUGCCGAUGAGUGGUGGCGUGCCGUGUCCACUUCCUCCGUCGUUAGUUUCUCGGACAGUGUUCGGCGUGUCAACUCCCAAUUCUACACCCAUGACGUGCGGCAGGCCAACGCCGCUAACUCUCUCACCACGACUGGGGUUGCGACUCAAUUCCUUGGAAAGGUGUUUUUCACAUUGAUGAACGACCUAGGUGGUCGCGGCUUGAGCAUCAUCCCGUCGUCGUCUGGUUGCAUGGACAACAUUAGCGGGAAGUCUUUUUUCAUUCGCUCUAAGGCCUCUCCUUACGAGUACUGGUACUGUCCCCUAUCGUCUAACGGCAACACGCCAAACUCGGUCUAUGUUUCACGCACCGAACGCACUCGCUUCCGUGUUAGUAUCUCUGACAAGGACAGUGCAGGGAUGGUCAUGAUUGGCUCUGAUGAUAUCGUUAUCACAUUGACCACCGUUGAUCUGUCCGUUCACGUCACAGACAACAGUCAAGUGAUGCUUUCAAAUGCUCCUAGGUUGGGAUUAAAGUUUAGUGACCUUUUGAACAAAUUCGCCGUGGGGCCUACCUUGUGUAUGGAUAAUCAGAGCUCGGACAUGAGGCAGCUCUUUUACGCCGAUGACGGGGAAGAGUGGGAACUCGCUUGA
This is a messenger RNA of Suillus bovinus, 711 nucleotides long. RefSeq lists its product as uncharacterized. NCBI's taxonomy places the organism in Eukaryota, Fungi, Basidiomycota, Agaricomycetes, Boletales, Suillaceae. The record is from RefSeq and is a predicted model, not a curated record. Bases 1 to 711 code for a protein of 236 amino acids. The transcript has 3 exons.